Molecule: messenger RNA, 3321 nt
Organism: Suillus clintonianus
Lineage: Eukaryota; Fungi; Basidiomycota; Agaricomycetes; Boletales; Suillaceae
Product: AAA-domain-containing protein
Exons: 13
Coding region: 1-3321 (1106 amino acids)
Biological process (GO): protein import into peroxisome matrix
Cellular component (GO): cytosol; peroxisomal membrane
Molecular function (GO): ATP hydrolysis activity; ATP binding
Source: RefSeq, a predicted model, not a curated record
AUGAGCUUCUUUUUCCGCCAUUCGCCCAGCGUAGAAGGGGAGUUUACUCUCAAAGAUCCUCCGGACAAGGCUGGUAGCGAUACCGUGCUCCUGAGCUCCCGUUUGUGGGCAUAUUUGUCUACACCGCAGGAUUCCCGCGUUCUUGUCCUAAUAUCUUCUGGCGAUUCAACCGCACCCUUAUCAAUAUCUCAAGACUUGGAAUGUUUGACUUGUUGGGCGAACGAGGAUCCUGAUACCGAGUGCAUCGCAGUCCCACCUCACUGGCCAGACCUGUAUCCUCAUAUUUUUGGAUCAUUCAGUGGCCGGCGGAAACUGCACCUAUCCUGUGCAGAUGACGUCUCGCUCUCCGAAGUGGUAUUGACAGCCCAAACUCCUGACGCAUACAGUUUUGCAUUGUCCCACAAUUCUGCCCUUGAGGAAUGGCUUUUCAACUCAUCGCUGAUCAUCCGAAUUGGUGAAGAAUUACAUCUUCCCCGAACGGUAUCUCUCUCAAAUGGCGACAUUUCUGAAGCAUUGCACUCGGGGCUCUGCUCGUAUCGCUACAGAAUUGACGUUGCAUACCCGUACUCGCAAGGGAUUGUGCAGCGCAAUGUCACGCAGUUUGUGGUGACCUGUUUCGAUGAAGGAGCAGAAAUUGGAGGAGGCACGUCGGUUGUUGGCGUAUACUCAUCUGAUGCUGAGAUAGCUUCUGAGCCACUGGAGAUCAGUGAAUCUUUUCUCAUCACUGCUGCACUUCCGGCACCCGUGACUCAACAUAAUGGUCUUUAUGAGGGCGAGUAUGUCUCUGCCAUCGCCGCAACGAACGCCUAUUUCCGACUUCAACCCCUUCAGAGAGAGAACCGGGAUGACAUUAAUAAUGACGUUGCUCUGUACCUGCGAACCUCUGAUUUCCGUCGGCUUGGUGUCCUUGAUGGUGACUGGGCUGUCGUGAGCGACCUGGAGUCAUCCCAGGCAAGGCUGGUGCGCGUGUUUGCGCAUGAUCACGAAUCAGUCCCUUCUGGUGUUGUGAAAGCUUCGCCGUCGCUGAUUUCCUGCAUCCGUGUUGACUCUUCCAGUCUGGUUUGGAUUCGUCCGAGCCCUUUUGGUAACCGUCAACCGGCAAUACCAGUGGCUCUUACUCUUACUCUUACUCGCAUUGCAUCACCGUUUUCCACCGGACGCAAGUUCGAGCCUCUUUUUCUUCAAGAAAUACAAUCCUACUUCAGUUCCUGUAAACGCUUGGUCAAACCAGGAGAUUUCAUUAACGUGUUCAUUGACACCGACAGCGCAGAGCUUACUGAUAAGCUUGACAACGGUAAAAUCCCGAUAUAUCGGCUGUCGAGGGGUAACGCACUGGUGUCCUUUGUUGUAGACAAAGUCGACUAUGACCUUACCAAUGCUGUAAAUGACCAUUCCAGUCACCCCCAGUUUGCUCGAGGCGACUACGGCUGUUUUGUCGACUACCAGCGCACUCGGAUCGUGCUGCUCGGAACACAACAUAAAGGCCUCCCAGAUAUACCCAACUGCAAUGCCCUUCAUAACGCUAGUGCCGAACCAGGAGAAUUAUCUUUCUCAGCUGGCACAAUGGAUGCAAUGACUCGUUUGUCGGACGCGCCUCGAUUCCAAGGAGCUGUGGAAUUUGGCAUUCGGCCAUUUCUGCUUAUUUCAGGAGCUCGGGGAUCCGGGAAGUUUACGAUGGCUUCUUCUAUAGCCCGGCGCCUCGGAAUCCACAUUGCGGAAGUACGGUCACUUACUGAACUCGCCCUUCCCGAGAUUUAUUCCUCUGAUCGACAGAUUAACUGUUUUGCGAUCAUUUCGGAAAAUGAGGUCAAUACAGAAGGCAGCUUACGAGCUCGAAUUGAAAUGGCAUAUUCAUGCGCGCCGUGCGCGAUCGUUAUUCGGCACCUGGACGCGCUGUCCCAGUCUACCCCAGCUUCGGAACCAGGAAAAGGUACCACACUGACACAUGCCCUGAACGAUUGCCUAGCAGAUGUGGAAGCCUAUAUGCAAUCCACGGGCAGCCAGAUCUUCGUCAUCGCAACUGCGAGUGACACAUCUAAGAUCCCUGCUAUCCUCCUCUCGCGCUUUACAAACGAGUUUGUACUCAAGGCUCCGACUGAGGCAGACCGAUCGGGUAUAAUAUCUCAUUGCAUGAAUGACGUCAAGCUGGUUUCCGAUGUUUCAGUGGCUUUUUUUGCCACGCAGACUGCUGCACUAGUUGCCAUUGAUAUAGUCGACUUUUUGACACAAGCGGAGACUAUUGCGGUCAGAGAGUCACUUGAUAAAAUUACUUGUGGAACAUGGCCCCUGAGCACCAUAGCUAUUCAAGCAAAUCAGUUGGAACUGUCGCUUUUGAAGGCAAGGACGACUUUUGCUCAAAACAUUGGGGCUCCAAAGAUCCCCGCUGUCAUGUGGGAGGACAUCGGUGGACUGUCGAGAGUAAAGAACGAGAUAUUGGACACCAUCCAACUUCCAUUGGAGCACCCCGAAUUGUUCACCGAGGGACUGAAGAAGCGUUCAGGAAUCUUAUUGUAUGGGCCUCCAGGCACAGGAAAAACGCUGCUCGCGAAAGCAGUGGCGACUUCAUGCUCAUUGAACUUCUUUUCGGUCAAAGGACCCGAACUUCUGAACAUGUACAUCGGGGAGUCUGAAGCAAACGUUCGACGCAUAUUUCAACGUGCUCGUGAUGCAAAACCAUGCGUCAUUUUCUUUGAUGAGCUCGACUCUGUAGCGCCAAAGAGAGGCAACCAAGGGGACUCCGGUGGUGUUAUGGACCGUAUCGUAAGCCAGCUUCUUGCAGAACUAGAUGGUAUGUCUGCUGGAGGUGGAGGCGAUGUCUUUGUUAUUGGAGCUACCAAUCGCCCAGACCUAUUAGAUCCUGCUCUUUUGCGACCUGGAAGGUUUGACCGAAUGUUAUAUCUCGGGGUUAGCGAGACACACGAAGCUCAGCUUGACAUCCUUCGUGCGCUCACAAGAAAAUUCAAGCUUGAUCGUGAUCUCAGCCUCGCGGACAUUGCUAAAGAGUGCCCAUUCCACUACACGGGAGCCGACUUCUAUGCUUUAUGCUCUGAUGCAAUGUUAAAUGCACUUAACAAGAAGGUUGCUGAGUUGGAUAGUAAAAUAGCACAACUCAACCAACAGUCAGAAUUUCGACAGCACCAAUUGACCCCUCAGUACUAUCUCACUGAAAUCGCUGGAUCAGAUGACUUGCACAUUUUGGUUACUCAGAUGGACUUCAUCCGUGCCCUGAAUGAGUUAGUCCCUAGUGUCAGUGCAGUAGAGAUGCAGCACUAUGCUACUAUCCAGAAGAGAUUCAUGCAGGAGACAGUGGAAGAUAUGUAA